Messenger RNA from Silurus meridionalis, 2830 nucleotides. RefSeq names its product zinc finger protein 420. The transcript has 5 exons. The record is from RefSeq and is a predicted model, not a curated record. The coding region runs from base 226 to 1305 and encodes 359 amino acids. Lineage: Eukaryota; Metazoa; Chordata; Actinopteri; Siluriformes; Siluridae. Gene Ontology annotation, biological process: regulation of transcription by RNA polymerase II. Gene Ontology annotation, molecular function: DNA-binding transcription factor activity; RNA polymerase II cis-regulatory region sequence-specific DNA binding.
UCACUAAACGCGGAAGUGAACGCUUAAAACUAAUGUAAACAUUUUGUGGCUCGAGUGUUCCUGAAAAUAGCGGUUUCUUGGACUAAGGCUAUAAAAACAAAUUAGAGGGAUUUUCAUUGUCAGUGAAUUCGCGUCUUACAGGUGGUUACGGUGUUAUCGUUAUCAUAUAAUUAUUUGGGCUUGAAAGCUUCACCAACGCGAAACAGAUCUCGUUUCCUGAGAACAAUGUCUGUCGAUAUCCACUCCCAGUUAGCGUCCAUAAUAGAAAGGUUUGCGAAGGGAGCGUUGGUAGAGAUGACCAGAAUCAUAGAUAAGGACUCGGCGCUUUUACGAGCGGAGAUCGCGCGGAGGCAGAUGGAUGUCGAGGCGCUUUUGUGCAAGCUGCAGUACGCGGAAAGUGAGCUGAGGUCUGCGCGUCAGGCUGCUGCUACCCGCCAGUCUGCUCCCAACCGCCGCUCCGUGGCUGUACAAGUUACCAUCUCGGCUGCCCUGCAAGGUAAAGUCGAUCCUGAAGUCUGGGGGUCAUCAAAGAACCCCGAGUGGAUCAUCUUUCUGGACUGUAAGGAAACGCACACAAACGUGCACUUGGAUGAUACUUCUGUGCAUUCUUCCGACUCGAAGCCAGAGGAAAGAGCCGAAUUGUUUCAGGUGAAGGAGGAGAGGACCGAGCUGAAGCCAUGGGACAAUGCAGAUGAGAUAGAGGAGACUCGUGUUUGCUGGGAGGAGGAGCAAAAUGCAUCCAAUACAUCGGGAGAAGGUCUUAAUGAAGCCAAACCCGGUGUUAUUUGGGACUCGGCCGAUCUAGAAGACUUCACCAUGAGACCCGAGGCAACACAAGACACCACUAAUACAGUUCCUGAACCUCACAGCACAAAUACAUCCCCAAACUCAAGAGAGGAUAACGCCACUCAAUAUCAGUAUCAGCAAAGCACAGAAUGUGAUUUCGUUCAGCAAAGACCCAAUCGGUUUACGAAUGCUAACACCGCAGCGCUUCCUCCAAUCAGUGAGCAGAGGGUUGAUGGGGCGGGGGAGAAGAGUUCACGGUGCGAUCAGUGCGGUAAAACUUUCACCACGCGCUUUUACUUGAAAAUCCAUCAGCGCAUCCACACGGGCGAGAGGCCCUACACCUGCCUACAGUGUGGCAAGCGCUUCUACUGCAACUCUCACCUCAUUUCACAUCAGCGCUGCCACACGGGAGAGAAGCCCUACAGCUGCGAGGAGUGCGGCAAGUCGUACUCCCAUUUAAACUCUCUGAAACUGCACCAGCGAAGCCACAACGAGGAGGAGAUCUGCAACUACUGGUGACUUUGAAUCCCAUUUUUAGCCUUUUUUGGAUUUUCACAAACGCACACGGGUGUGCCGAUUUAAACAAUUAUACAAAUAUGGCGCAAAAUGUAAGAGACACAGUACAUGUGGACUAUGUAGACUUCUAAUUUCACUUUGAAAGAAAAUGGAAAAAUUUAUAAGCAAUACAUUGUGAUUUAGAAAGUCAAACAAAGACAGAAUUGUGAUCCUACUGUAAACCCUUUUCAUAUCGACACAAAGCCUAGUCUAAAAUUUUAACUGACCGCUUUAUUUUCCAUUUAAAUUAACUUGAUUUGGAUAGCCAAAACUUUGGUUGCUUUUUUUUUUUAUUCAUUUUGAAUGACUUUUAUGUAGAUUACAUGUAAACGAGUCUUGCAUCCAUGUGUUCAGUAUCACAUUGACUAGAGUUAAUAUCAGUACACACCUCAAAAGACCUUAAAAUCACUUGUACGCUCUUAGAAAAUGUUCCCCGUCACUGGCAUUUGUACCGUUAGUAUAUAUCUUUUCUAUAAGGUAUAGCGUACAUAUAAAGCUUUUAACACAAAUUAUAUAAAGGAUCGAAAAUCGUUUUUUAAAGUUACACCCUAUCACAAAGACACAUUAAAGUUUUUACUCCCAGUGACGAGCAAAUGUAGUACAAGUGGAACACGUGUUUCCAAAAUCAGACACACAACCCUGUCUUUCACAGAGACUGCUGAGGAAGGAAGUGAUUCGGUUUCAAGACCGGUCCCUGUCAUUCAACAUCUGCUCAUCCAUUCUUAUAGAUAGUGAUUGAGUGUCUGAAACGACAGAAAGUUGAGUGAGUUUCUGAACAACAAUUAAACAGUUUGAGUUGUUUGUCAGAUGAGUUUAGCUCCAGUCACUAAACAUACUAAUCCACUACAUAGUCUAAUCCACAUCAUUUUGCUGUGAGAGAAAGUUUUUCUGAAUUGCGUUCCGAUUGGACUGUUCCAUUUGGUCACGAUUCACUACAGUCAAUACUGCGAAAUUGUUUGUUUUGGUGUCGUGCGUAUGUUUUAAUUUCUUUCAAUUUCAACCUGAAAGCUGAACUCUGUGUAGCAUAUCAUUAUUGACUUUUUGUUUUUCAUUCCUGCUGGUUAUGAUUGACAAGCGACCCCCUACAACCAUUUUUGAAUUUGAAUUUAGAAAAGUUUACAAAAGUACAUGAGAAGACCUCGCAGUUAAUACAUAAUCACUACUUAUUUUCGGUUUUACUAUAGACACAAUUGGUUUGUGGUAUGUUUUUAUUGUUUUGUGGGGGAAUUUCCGUUCUUUAUAUGAUAGCAGUUCAAUUUGCUAAUCCCAGAUUCUUGAUAAAUAUCACACCACACCACUCUGUUCAAACCUGCAACUAAGCAGAUCUGAAUUUGAUGUAAGAUUAUUAAGUUAUUUAGAGUUAUUUAUAGAUGUUGACCCUAUUCACUAUUCAAACAUAAUUUCUGAUGACUGUGAUAUUGAUUUGUGCUGGUAGAGUUAUAGUUAACUUUGCACAUGCCAAAUUAAAAUGACUGAAUUUUGGCCUUUA